Messenger RNA from Mugil cephalus (flathead mullet), 2327 nucleotides. RefSeq names its product methylthioadenosine phosphorylase (gene mtap). Gene Ontology annotation, cellular component: cytosol. Gene Ontology annotation, biological process: nucleoside metabolic process. The record is from RefSeq and is a predicted model, not a curated record. The coding region runs from base 119 to 961 and encodes 280 amino acids. Lineage: Eukaryota; Metazoa; Chordata; Actinopteri; Mugiliformes; Mugilidae. Gene Ontology annotation, molecular function: S-methyl-5-thioadenosine phosphorylase activity. The transcript has 8 exons.
AACAGGAAGAGCAGUGAAUUAUUUUCCCCUUGUUCUGCUGACGGAUGUUGUAAAUACUAAGUGUCUCCGGCUCAACUUGGGUCAAAGCUCGACUUUUAAAGACAAGAAUACGGUCCCCAUGGCGUCCACCGUGCCAAUUAAGAUUGGAAUAAUUGGCGGUUCAGGCCUCGACGAUCCCGAUAUCUUGGAGGGAAGAACCGAGCGUUACGUGGACACGCCGUACGGAAAGCCAUCAGAUGCCCUUAUACUGGGGAAGAUAAAAAAUGUGGAAUGUGUGCUGCUCGCAAGACAUGGGAGGCAGCACACCAUUAUGCCAUCCAACGUGAACUACCAGGCCAACAUCUGGGCACUGAGAGAAGAGGGCUGUACACAUCUGCUGGUCACCACGGCCUGCGGCUCACUGCGGGAGGAGAUUCAGCCGGGAGACAUCGUCAUCAUAGAUCAGUUCAUUGACAGGACUACCAAGAGAUCUCAAACGCUGUACGAUGGGCAGCCCACCAGCCCCCCCGGUGUGAGUCACAUCCCCAUGGCUGAGCCUUUCUGCAACAGAACCAGAGAGGUUUUGGCGGAGGUGGCUCGGACUCUGGGGGUCAAGUGUCACGCGCGAGGGACCAUGCUGACCAUCGAGGGGCCUCGCUUUUCCUCGCGGGCAGAGAGCCUGAUGUUCCGCCAGUGGGGCGCCGACGUCAUCAACAUGACCACCGUGCCAGAGGUGGUCCUCGCCAAGGAGGCCGGCCUGUGCUAUGCCAGCAUCGCCAUGGCAACAGACUACGACUGUUGGAAGGAGCACGAGGAGGCGGUCUGCGUUGACAAUGUGCUGAAGACGAUGAAGGAGAACGCAAACAAAGCCAGCAGCAUCCUGCUGACUGCCAUACCCCAGAUUAGUCAGAUGGACUGGUCCCAGACAAUGAAGACCUUGAAAGCAAUGGGUCAGUCUUCAGUCAUGUUACCAAAACACUGAACGUGCAGGAAAGAGAGACAUUCCACACACACCAACUCCCACCCAGACAACGGACUCCGCUAUGUCUGUGGAUUCGUCAUCAGUGACUCACAAUAAAGUGCCUCACAUAAAUUAUGGACUUGGUGUGUAUUCAGCUGCAAUUUCAAAACACACAUAUAACCCCCUCUUUGUACUUCAAGGGCCACCCUCUGGAAACACGUUGCUUUCAUCUCGAAAAAAUCUCAAAAGAUCCACCAAGGAAUUCAUUCUUAAGAUUACAUUGGGUAAUCUGUGGAUUUUGAUUUUUUAAGGCAUUCAUUAAACACUUAGUGCUUACUAUAAAUAAAAUGCUUUUCAAGUUUAUCACAUCAGCGCUGUAUUAGUAACGUUCCCUUACUUUACAAGAUGAGCCUGUAGGAUUGGUAGAAAAGCAUUUUAUAUGUCUGCACGCGCUUUGUUGGGAAACAAUACUGGAAACGUUUUCUUCUUUUCAGCGUAUUUGGAACCAAUUAUUUAUUUUUUUUUUUUUUUUUUUUUUUUUCAUUUUGAUAUGACUUCCGUUUUUAUUUGCUUUUCAUAAAUGUUACAUCUUCCAUUAAUCAAAACCGUUAUCAUUCACAUUCAUAUAUUUAUUUCAUAUACUGAACUGACUGCAUUUACAAUAACAUACCGAUCUAAGAAGGAUUACAUUAGGAUGUUUCAACCAUUACACAGUAUAAUUUUGUGCAAUGUACCAUGUGCUAUUACAGCCUUAAUACAUCAUCUUAACCUCCUGAGACCCUGCGUCCGCAUAUGGGGACAUUAAGUUUUAGGUUUGUUGCAGCUUAUUCUGCUUCAUUUAGACUUUUAUCCUCAUUACUAGAUGCUAGUUGGUGUAAAAACAUGAUGGGGGCAUUUCAGUGGGUUCAUUCUGCAACCGAUCAUGUAACAAAAGUGGACAAGGGUCCAAACCUCAUCAGAUUUUACAGUAGACACAUGUUUAUUUAUGGUUAUUAACUUUUCUAGUUUAAUAUGACAUGCAACUGUAACAAAUUUGAUCAAUAGUAACGAGCUGUAAUGUUGCUUAUUAGUUGCACGACGUUCAGACAUGAGAAUUAACAGAUGUAUUGGUGACUAAUAUAAUAUUGAGUGAAAUAUACACACACGAGGACGUUUUUUUUUUUCCAAAACCUACUUCCCGUUCAAACGUGAUGGUUAGUGUUUUUAUACUUCCCAAAUAAAGAGAAAUGGAGAAUGUAAAAAUGCAUACCAAACAAAAGCUCUGGUCUCAGGAGGUUAAGUGCAUUUUUCUUGACGUUAACUUCCUCUGCUUCUGUGUAUUUUUCAAUUCUUCUACACAGGAUUAAUAAAGUUACACGUUGUCUAAAUAAAAACUAAGAGAUUUUGA